CAUUCCCUCUUUGAAGGUCUGGUCUUAUUGGCCACGUCUGUGCUUUGUGGUAAAUUCACUGACAAGCUCUACGAACAUUUGAGCCGGAAACAUGCAAAUAAUAAUUUCAUUGCUUCGGCUUUCUGCGUCGAGAUUGGCAUGAGCAUGAUCCUCAUGGGGGCAGAAGGAAAAACAGCAGAUGAACUGAGGAGAGCUCUGAUCCUGCCAAAGGAUAAAAAGGAAGUGGCCAAAAUUUACGAUCAGCUUAUGACUAAUCUUGAAAAUCGUAAGAAGGUAGCUGUGCUCGAUAUGGCCAAUCGUCUGUUUGUCAACGAAUCAUAUGGAAUUAAUAGGAACUACAAUAAGCUAGUGAAGAAUUCCUUCAGAGCCGAGGUGGAGGCGAUUAAUCUGAGAGAUCGAGCGAAGGCAGCUUGGACGAUCAGCGAUUGGGUGCUUGACAAGACUCUCGAUAACGUUAAAGGUAUAAUUUCACCCAGUAACUUGGCGAACGACGAAAGUGCGGUCCUCGUAAACGCCGCUUUCUUCAAGGGCUACUGGAAGUCGCGGUUUAAAAGAAAGAGUACCAAGGUUAUGACAUUCCAUAUAUCUGAUACCCAGAAAGUUUUAGUCCCCAUGAUGUCUCAAGUGGGUAUCUUUAAGAUGCGUUCUUCCGCUUAUGACAGAAUCAUAGAGAUGCCAUUCGCCUACUCAAACCUUUCAAUGGUAAUCGUUCUACCCCACAAUAAUGGGGGUCUAGAAAGGGCUGAAAGAACAAUCGAUAGUUUCUCCGAGUCCCUAGAUGAAAUGCAGGUACAUGUGCAGCUGCCGAGAUUUAAAAUCGAAUUUCGCACUGAACUCGUUGAUACUCUUAAAAAGAUGGGAAUAAUUGAGCUCUUUACCAAUUCCUCGAACCUCAGCGGCCUACUGAAGAGGACUGGUACCAGAAUCAGCCAAGUCGUGCACAAAGCCUUCGUAGAGAUCAACGAGGAGGGCGCUUCGGCUGGAGCAGCUAAUGCAGGGACGUUCCUGGGUGUAUCUGAUUUUCCGGAAACGGUGUCUUCCUUCAAAGCCGAUAAACCGUUCGUCUUCAUAAUUCGAGAUCAGAGCACCAUAUACUUCCGAGGACGCGUCGUCGAUCCGUUGUCGAACAGCACAAUUUUGUAAU
Molecule: messenger RNA, 1144 nt
Organism: Drosophila takahashii
Lineage: Eukaryota; Metazoa; Arthropoda; Insecta; Diptera; Drosophilidae
Product: serine protease inhibitor 42Dd
Molecular function (GO): serine-type endopeptidase inhibitor activity
Source: RefSeq, a predicted model, not a curated record